UGUUAAUCACCACGGAGCUUCUUUCGCCAUUUUCAGUCGAACGCCGCAUACCGGAGCUUUCUUCUUCGAGCAAUUGCCGAUUCGAAGCUUGAAAUCUCCGUUCAGGCUUCACCGUUAGAGUUUCGGAGAUUGUAAUGGAAGCGCCGCCGUUCUCCGUCGCUGUUUCUUCUUCUUCUUCCUCUUCUUCUCGGACUGUAUUUCGGUCACUUUCAUCAUCGGCUCAUACGAGUUCUCUCUUUUUUCUUCGCAAUAAUCAUUACAAAACUCGUCAUCUCAAAGUUAAUUCCUCCGGUAAGUUCGCAGUUCGUGCCUCAUUGGGUGGUGAUUCAGUUGUAACUUUGCUGGAUUAUGGUGCUGGUAAUGUUCGUAGUGUGAGGAAUGCAAUUCGUUACCUUGGCUUCGACAUCAAAGAUGUGCAAACUCCAGAAGACAUUCUAAAUGCAAAACGCCUAAUAUUUCCUGGAGUUGGGGCAUUUGCUCCUGCCAUGGAUGUGCUAAACAGUAAAGGCAUGGCUGAAGCACUCUGCAGUUAUAUUGAGAAUGAUCGCCCUUUUUUAGGUAUUUGUCUUGGGCUUCAACUACUCUUCGAAUCAAGCGAGGAGAACGGACCAGUAAAAGGUCUUGGCUUAAUACCAGGCGUGGUUGGGCGUUUUGACUCUUCUAAUGGUUUUACGGUACCCCAUAUUGGAUGGAAUGCUUUGGAAAUCUCAGAGGACUCUGAGAUAUUGGAUGAAAUUUCUAAUCGUCAUGUCUACUUUGUUCAUUCUUACCGAGCUAUGCCAUCAGACAAGAACAAGGAGUGGAUCUCUUCUACUUGCAGCUAUGGCGACAGGUUUAUAGCUUCAGUUAGAAGGGGAAACGUCCAUGCAGUUCAAUUCCACCCAGAAAAGAGUGGAGAGGUAGGUCUGUCUGUCCUUAGAAGAUUCUUGCUUCCAAAGUCAACCGUUACCAAGAAGCCUAAUGAGGGAAAGGCAUCUCGACUUGCAAAAAGGGUUAUUGCUUGUCUUGAUGUGCGGACAAAUGACCAAGGGGAUCUUGUUGUUACCAAAGGGGACCAAUAUGACGUCAGGGAGCAAACAGAAGAAAAUGAGGUGAGGAACCUUGGCAAGCCGGUAGAGCUUGCUGGACAGUACUACAAGGAUGGUGCUGAUGAGGUCAGUUUUUUGAAUAUAACUGGUUUUCGUGACUUCCCUCUAGGCGACUUGCCAAUGUUGCAGGUGCUGAGAUACACAUCAGAAAAUGUUUUUGUACCAUUGACUGUUGGGGGCGGGAUUAGAGAUUUUAAGGAUGCGAACGGCAGGCACUAUUCUAGCCUGGAAGUUGCUUCAGAAUAUUUCAGAUCUGGAGCUGAUAAAAUAUCUAUUGGCAGUGAUGCUGUUUAUGCUGCCGAAGAAUAUUUAAGAACUGGCGUAAAGACAGGAAAGACCAGCUUGGAGCAGAUUUCUAAGGUUUAUGGAAAUCAGGCUGUUGUGGUAAGUAUUGAUCCUCGUAGAGUGUACCUUAAAAGUCCCGAUGAUGUAGAGUUCAAGGUUAUACGAGUAACAAACCCAGGUCCUAAUGGAGAAGAAUAUGCCUGGUAUCAGUGUACAGUUAAUGGAGGUCGAGAAGGUCGACCUAUUGGAGCUUAUGAGCUUGCAAAAGCUGUCGAGGAGCUUGGAGCUGGAGAAAUACUGCUGAACUGCAUAGAUUGUGAUGGUCAAGGAAAAGGAUUUGAUACAGAUCUGGUAAAGCUGAUAUCAGAUUCUGUGAGCAUCCCCGUUAUUGCCAGUAGUGGUGCUGGGUGUCCUGACCACUUCUCUGAGGUGUUCAACAAAACGAAUGCAUCUGCAGCCCUUGCAGCUGGCAUUUUUCAUCGCAAGGAGGUGCCUAUUCAGUCCGUAAAAGAGCACUUGUUUAAGGAAGGCAUAGAAGUGAGAAUGUAAUGAUAUCAAUCUUUGAAAGCUGUUGGCUGUAGAGGCAUCAGUUUUGAGGAUUCCCAACUUUGUGGUAUUAUUCAAUAGCUUCUAAUUCUGUGUCAUAGUUUUGAUUUAAGUCGACCAUACGUUUCUGAUUUAUUGAAUAGUUAAAUGGGACCACUAUGCUCUUUCUCCAAUUAUCAGACAAAAAAGGAGACAGUUGAUUUUAUUUCAUUUUAUUUUUAAGGAGAACGAAGACAAAGGGAGUUGCAUUGAUAAUAAUAUUUAGCUCGAUGAUGCCUGCCAUUU
Messenger RNA from Cucurbita maxima (winter squash), 2204 nucleotides. RefSeq names its product imidazole glycerol phosphate synthase hisHF, chloroplastic-like. The coding region runs from base 135 to 1922 and encodes 595 amino acids. The transcript has 19 exons. NCBI's taxonomy places the organism in Eukaryota, Viridiplantae, Streptophyta, Magnoliopsida, Cucurbitales, Cucurbitaceae. Gene Ontology annotation, molecular function: imidazoleglycerol-phosphate synthase activity; oxo-acid-lyase activity. Gene Ontology annotation, biological process: L-histidine biosynthetic process. The record is from RefSeq and is a predicted model, not a curated record.